AAGCGGCAGAAAAGCGGUUCGCACAUUUGUAAGAUGAAGCGAUAUGUCUGAGAAAAAACUGGACUGCAAAUGAAAGUGGUUUGUGUAUAUUUUGGAUGGAGUUCACAUUGAAUUAUUAUUAUUAUUUUUGUGCGUGUGUACCCUGAUUAUAAUGUUGAAAAUUCGCAAGGAUAACUAAUAUAAACAAGGUACGGAGUCAAUCUAGUUGUGAUGAAACGUUCCAUGAUCAGGAUUAUGAAAGGAGAACACGCAGUAAUGAACUGAAUAAUUGCUGCUCUUUUAUCAUCGCUAGUCUAAAUUAAGAUCCUUUCAUACCCCCUCCCCUGUGCUGGUCGCACCACCCCCACUACCACCCUCCUCCCGCCAUGCCCGACGUCCCUCUGAUCCACCGUGCCCUGGUGGCCGCCCGAGAAGGGGACCUGCAGGGGCUGCAACUGCUCCGCAAGAAGCAAGAACUCUUACAGGGCUUACAUGACGACUUUGGAGCCACGUGCGUUCACUACGCUGCCCGAGGUGGACACGUCAAAGUUCUGGAGUUCCUCUUGAACAAAUGUUCUAUGAGGGCGAAUGUUCGUUCCUUUGUGGGAGCCACCCCUGCCCAUGACGCCGCGGCCAUGGGAAAAUUACCAGCCCUCGUUUGGUUGCUGAGGAAUACUGACUGCACUCUGUGGGACAGAGAUAAGGAUGGAGCGACUGUCCUUCAUAUUGCUGCAAGGUACGGUCGUCGCAGCGUCCUAAAGUGGCUACUUCGGGAGGCCAAGAUGCCGGCCCUGGAGACGACGGCCACAGGCGCCUUGGCACUGCACUAUGCUGCUGCCAAGGGGUGCCUCGACUGCGUUAAAUUGUUGGUAGAGUCAUGCCCUGAACUCAGUGCUAAUACUCAGAUGGAGAACAGCGUCACUCCCGUAUAUUUGGCAGCACAGGAAGGUCACCUUGAUGUCCUGAAGUAUUUGGUACUCGUAGCAGGAGGAUCCCUGUACCUAAGGGCCAAGGACGGAAUGGCACCCAUACAUGCCGCUGCUCAGAUGGGAGUACUCAAAUGUGUCAAGUGGAUGGUAGAGGAACAAGCAGUCGAUCCAAACCUGCGGGAUAACGACGGUGCCACACCCGUCCACUUCGCAGCCAGUCGCGGACACCUGGAGACACUUCGGUGGCUGCUCAAGCACGGAGGACGGAUUUUACUGGACAAACACGGAAAAAGUCCAUUGAAUGAUGCCGCGGAAAAUGAACAUAUGCAGUGUUUGGCUUUGUUGAUUGCACAUGCGUCCGACCCCCGGCACCAGAGUGAGCCUGGCGUUUCAGCAGUGCUGCCCCCUACGGGUCCAGCAGCUGCCCGCACCGUCCGAAGGUGCACUUGCAGGACGCCCAUGUCCAAUAUGAGACCAUCGCAAUCACACAGGAGAACGGAUUCUGAUGGUUGCUCUUGCCAAUCCACUGGCUCUGAAGAAAGUUGCAGCUUAACAGACGAUUACCCAUCUGAUACUACCACUAGCAGUACUCGAUCUUCCAUUCCUGGCCCCGGCGGUCGAGGUGCACCCCACACCGUUCUAUCUGGUUGGAAUUUUUACAGUUCUCAUCAUCAGAGCAGAACACCCCACAAGAACGGCCAUCGCCACCACUCUCAGGAAAGAUUGUGCAAAGCAAACAACCCUAAUCACAGGAGGUGUUCCAGUGGAUCCUCCAGUCAUUCCAAGAGGAUGGAUUCUGGCUACAACGGAGGUACAGGCAGCAUUCAUGAUGGAACCACACGAUCACCUGUGGACACGCUGAAUGGACCUCAAGAACCUUUCUUCCUCCAUGAACCUAAUAUGACGUCAGAUGACAGAGUAAAGAAAUUAUUCGAUAAUAAAUCAAAGAAGAGCUCGAAUGAGGACGAAGAAAACACUGACAACAACGUUAACAACAAUAUUAACAAUAAUACCAAUGGAUCUCAAAUAGUUACAGUCGAGGUUCAUAACUCAUCUGCCAGCGAAGAUUCCAACAGCGUAUCCGACGUGAGUGAUCCCAUUCCUGACUACGACGACCAGGGAAGUCAGUCGAGUAGCACUGGUAACAACAACAACACCAUCAAUGGUCGACACCGAGGAAAAAAGGCAAGCCGUGAGGUCAGCAGCCUGAGCACGGACGAAGGCAUCUACCACGGGGAAGACGAAGAUGAAGACGAGCUGGACGACGAAGAGAUGCAUCGGCUGGUCCCCCACCACCCAGCAGAAGACGAGGAGGACGAUGAGGACGAGCUGCAUGACAAUGAGGUCAGUUUCUCUCCUCACCACCAGGAGGAUCUGGUGGCCAUCCGGAACAAGAGGCCGCCCCCUGAAUCGGAAAGCCCUUACGGGGGCGGCAACCAUGCGCACGUGUCUCGGAGAGCAUCCAACCCCGUCGAUGCCCCUCAUGAAGACAGCAAGAAAAUCACAGAGAACUGCAUUAAGGAAAAUGGAACACUAACAGUGGACAAGUCUAAGAAUAACAAUAAUAACAGCAACAGCACUAACAAUACUAACAGCAAUGGCACACUCUCGCGCCAACAGCAGUCUUCACAGGUGGUGAAGAAGGCCGUUGAAACAGUGACAGCUCAACCGCCUCCUCCACCCCUACUACCAGUUAAGAAAAUGGAAGAACCAAAACCAGCCGUGAAACCCCCAACACCUCCACCAUUGCCCAAAAGCAAUCACUCGAAAUCAGAUGAGGAAACGAGCAAGGUCAAAGCUCCACCUCCUCCUCCACCACCAGAUCUUCCACCCUCAAAAUUGCCAGUCCCCAAAAGAUCGAAUUUCGAUGAUUCACAAAACCACCAUGAAGAUGAUCGCGCCUCCCAGAGGUCUGAUGAAUCAUCUGUGGAUGGUAGUGAAGGUAAACGCUACGUCAAAUCGACAGCUGCCAGGAGGAACAGCCAUCAGAAAACUUUGCCUUUCAUUCCGCCUCAAUUCAACUUUCCUCCGGACACUAAUGAGAAUAUUCGCCCAUCUGAGUAUCUGAGGCAAACUAAGACUUCAGGUUCCAAAAGUUCCACUCUCAAAUCAAAUUCCACGCUUCACCGAGCUGUGUCCAUGGGUGAACUGGCCAUGGCGACAAAACCAGAAAAAAUAUCAUAUGGUAACAGAACGGAGAGUCAUGAAACACUAUUGGACAAUGAUUCUAGAUCCCGAUUUGUUCAAAGUCCUGUCAACGGCAAAGAAGAACCUAAACCGCAUGCACCUCUUACGAACACUAAUAGCAAUGGAAGUAAUGCCCUAUUCACUGUCACUGUUGACCAACUGCAGACAGUCCAGUUGAAGAAAACCGACAAGCCCUCAACUCCUGAGAGAACAGUUCUUUUGCAAAAGAAUGACUUAAUUGCCGAAUUGAAACAAACGAAAGACAUUCAAGGUGUGAGAAAAAUGAAAGAAGAGAGAAGCAAGAUUGAAGAGGUUAUUACUGCUGAUUUGGCUCAGAAUUUCAAAGCGGAAAAAUUUGUCGACCAAAUUCCGGAAGUGGACGCCAACGGUUGCGUCAUCCCACCUUGGAAGAGACAGAUGCUCGCCAAGAAGGCAGCCGAGAAAGCCAAAAAAGAAGCUGAAGAGCAAAUGCUACGAGAAGCAGAAGCAAAGAAAUUGAAUUCCAUACCUCCGUGGAAAAGACAACUCAUGCAAAGGAAGGAGGUCCCCAGUCCCGUCACCAUGCAAAACAUUCACAGGACUUUAUCAACCCCUGUUGUGAAAUCACCCGAACCUCCGCAACAAGCCCAGGAACCCCCUCCAAAAGAGCCAGAACCCAAACCAGCCCCCGCACCGGUGGAGCAACCUCCCAAACCCUCGGAGCAAGAACCCCAGCAUGAUGACACAGAUGACAUCCCGCCCAACCCCUGGCUCCAGCAGCUCAGAAAAACGAAGAGCGUCUUCCGAUGACAAUGACGACUCUUGUACUUUAAUCAAUUAAUCGAUAUGUAAUGUAAGAACUCUUACUGCAAAGGAACUCGCAUCAAUCGCCAGACUUUUUGUGCAAUCGAUGAUUUAGAAGAACGUUUGAUUGACUUACUCAAAGUGAAAUCCAUAAAUGAUGGACUUAAUUUUUGGAUUACAUAUUGACCAAGUAUGUAAAAAAGAGUGAAUAAUUUAUGGAACUGCUACGAAAGAAAAGUUAUGGUUUAGGGAAAAAGAAGAUUGGUUUAAAAUAGUAAGAAACAGUUUGUACAGAGCUAUUUUUUUUUUUUUUCUGCAAUGAGUAUUAUUUUUGUAUUUAUGGAGUUCCUUUGGAAAAUAUUUUUUUAAGAAAAGAAGCUUAUUUUCAGGACUUAACUAUACACCACAGAACUUAAAGUUCAGAAGAAAACUAUCUACAGUACUUUUAACAUUAAAAAAUGUUUUUGGAGUAUUUUAAUGGAUUUUAGAGCAUUUUGAUACCAAGAUAUUUUUUUAAUAUUUAUUUACAAAUUGCAGUGAUAUCUUUAACUAGAUAUUAUUGGGUUUUGUUUUUAAAUCUAUAGAUUGAAAAAUAGCAUUUAUAUUGACACAAAUUUUUGAAAAUUUUACUCUGUUAUCUUCAAGAAGAUAUGAGUCAUUUGUCUAAGUCAUGAUGAACCAGAGAUGAAGAACAUUCCAUUUUUUUUUUACCAUUUUUAUAUUCCGGUGAAUGUAUAAUUAGAAAGGUACUUAAACAUUCAAUGGUUACUUGAAAUUUUUCUAAGAUAAGUUAUUUUUAUAAUGUAAUACUGAAUUUUAUGCAUUUAACUUACAGAAAUUUGCUCAAAAUAUUUUAUUAGGAGAGCUUAAAUGUUUGUUCAGAUGCAUUAAAAACAUCCCCUUGAAACUAGCAAUAUUGCUAAAAUGUCGAAAAUCUUUUGUCAGACGUGUGAAAAUAGGAAUAUUUUUUAGCGUCUUCUUUUGUAAAAAGUUAGCUGAAGGGGUGUUGUGUUUAGUGUAAAAUAUGAACCAAAUAUGUGGGUGCUGGGCUUGGGUAUCCAUCAUUCUUGAAUUUUGUCUUUGCAAGGUUGCUGCAAUGUGUGUAUUCUUUUACCCUUUUUUUUUUUUUUUAACGAUUUACACUCAAAGAAGGCUUUUCACUGUGCAAACAAAUUCUUGAAUGAAAUUAUCCUGUCUUGUAAAUGCAAAUAAAAGGCUUAGAAAUAUAAA
Messenger RNA from Argiope bruennichi, 5108 nucleotides. It is a transcript of the gene f, whose product is annotated as homeobox protein 10-like. The transcript has 13 exons. Gene Ontology annotation, molecular function: actin filament binding. Gene Ontology annotation, cellular component: cytoplasm. Bases 366 to 3884 code for a protein of 1172 amino acids. The record is from RefSeq and is a predicted model, not a curated record. Gene Ontology annotation, biological process: actin filament bundle assembly. Lineage: Eukaryota; Metazoa; Arthropoda; Arachnida; Araneae; Araneidae.